Molecule: messenger RNA, 406 nt
Organism: Guillardia theta CCMP2712
Lineage: Eukaryota; Cryptophyceae; Pyrenomonadales; Geminigeraceae
Exons: 4
Coding region: 26-223 (65 amino acids)
Source: RefSeq, a predicted model, not a curated record
UAGACUCAGACCCUACCGCCGUCACAUGUUGCAGCUACUCGCCCGUCUGCAGACCACGAAGCUUCUUGAUGGCCCUUACAUCGGCCCGGAGGAGAACUGGGAGCACAUCGAGCAGUUUGCUCAGCUCUGCUACAACCCAACCCCUUCCCUUGUAACUCUGGACCCCUGUAGCACGGAGAACCAGAACGCAGGAAGCUUUUCUAACUCGCCUUUCUACAAGUGAGGGUCUCAGUAUCAGCAGUGAAGAAAAGGCAUGAAGGAUAAUUGGCUGUAGAGAUGUUGAGAGCAAUGGAGGAAAGGUUGUGGAUAUCAGAGAUCGUAAGAUGUUGAUUUACUGUUAUCCAAAUUUACGUCAUUUCACUUGCAAAGCGUAUCUCCCAGCACAAUAAAAUUUCCUUUUGUGGGG